Molecule: messenger RNA, 2814 nt
Organism: Cherax quadricarinatus
Lineage: Eukaryota; Metazoa; Arthropoda; Malacostraca; Decapoda; Parastacidae
Product: phospholipid phosphatase 3
Biological process (GO): phospholipid metabolic process; phospholipid dephosphorylation; signal transduction
Cellular component (GO): plasma membrane
Molecular function (GO): phosphatidate phosphatase activity
Source: RefSeq, a predicted model, not a curated record
UGGAUGGCCUUGCAUGGCCUGUGUGUGGGGCCUUGCAUGGCCUGUGUAUGGCCUUGAAUGACGUAUGUAUGACCUUGAAUGACGUGUGUAUGACCUUGUACGAAAUGUGUAUGACCUUGCAUGGCCUGUAUAUGGCCCUUUAUGACCCGUGUAUGGCCCUUCAUGACCAGUGUAUAUUCCUCCAUGGUUCUCUGUGACCUCAGUGUAUGACCCCCAUGACCCAGAGUGUAUAGCUGUUAACAACUGUAUGGCCUCUAUCCUGGGUGUAUGACCCUCCAUGACCUGGUGUAGUGUAUGUGUAGCUGCUGUUAGCGCAUGACUAUCCAUGAAGUGCGUGUAUAUCCCUCCAUGAGCGCCGUGUAUGGCCCUCCAUGACCUGACGUAGUGUGUGUGUAGCGGAUGUUGGCGAGUGUGUGGCCACAGUGGAGGUGUAGCAGGCGUCCAGGAGAGUGUCAAAGUCUGGCAGGUGAAGGUGUGGGCCGCCAUCACCACAACACUCACCUGGAACUAUAGUUUCUCUCUCAACAUUCUUGCUAACUUCCAUUAUGACGAGGGAAAACAAGCCAGCACACCCUCACACUCGCACUUCCAACUUAACUCUAUUUCCAGUCAUAAGUGGCAGGCUGCAUAUUUGUGGUGAAGAAAGUGUGGUCUCCAUUUGAACGGGGCAUGUAUUGUGAUGACGAGUCAAUCCGCUACCCAUAUACCGAUCACGAAACGGUGUCGGACACGGCACUCAUGCUUUUUGGGGUGGCCAUGCCCGUGGGCUUGAUGUGCCUCUUGGAGUUGUGGCGGAUUCGCAGUGAAGCAGUAGGCAAGCCACUUUUAUCAUGUAGCCGCAAAACUAGCUCGUGGUUUUGGGCAUCAUACACUACAGUUGGAACUUUCCUGUUUGGAUGUGCCUGCUCACAGCUUUCUACAGAUAUUGCAAAGUACUCCAUUGGACGUUUGAGGCCACACUUUGUCAGCAUAUGCAAACCUGACUGGUCGAAGAUCAAUUGCACUGAGGAUUAUAUUGACCCUAUACCCUGUACUACACCAGAUGAUGAUCAUAGAAUGAAGGAAGCCAGGCUGUCCUUCCCAUCUGGACAUGCCUCUUUUUCUGCAUAUACCAUGAUUUACUUAGUGAUUUAUCUUCAAGUACGAUUUAAAUUGAAAAACCCCAAGUUAGUUCGUCCCUUUCUUCAAUUUGUGUGUCUUAUGAUGACUUUCUACUGCUGCUUGUCACGUAUUUCUGACUACAAGCACCAUUGGUCAGAUGUGCUCUUUGGAUUUUUGCUUGGGACAACUGUGGCAGUCCUUAUUUCAUGGUGUGUAUCUGAUCUCUUCCAGCCAACACUACCACCAUCCAGUAAAGACCAGACAGUCUUCCUGCAAGAUUGUCGAUUUGUUGGUAAUGAAAGUGAAAAUGAUAAAUCCCGUACAAAUUUAGGUGAAUGAAAACUAUGAGAUAAAAGGUAUUUCAAAUUGCUUGAAGUACAGUGCGUUGUGUAAAUUUUAGAAGAUUUUUAUACUUCCAGAGAAACUGUUAAAUUAGUUUUGUUUGUGAGUUUUUACAAAAAACCUAAAUUGCAAAUCUAAAAUUAGAUGGUCUGGAAGAAUGAGUUAGGUUAGGAGAAAUUUAAUAAGUUUAAUACCGAUAACAUAAUUAUGUACAUGUAAAUUGAAACCAUUAUACAGGUUGAGUAUCCCAUAUCUGAAAUUCAAAAAAACUCCUAAAUCCAUAAUUUUCAAGCGCCAGUGUGAUGCCACAAGUGUAAAAUUUUAGUUGACUCUGGGGAGGUUUCCAGGUGUUGCGCAGGUCUUUGUUUACCCAGACAGUUGGCGACACAUGACCUCUCAUACCCUUGGUAGGGCUCUGACACUCUGGUAGCGUUAGUUCAUCAACAGUUAUCACUGCCAGAACUGUUUGCAUUGCUGUUAUUACAUGUGUUAUGUGCUUAUUCUCUGCUCUGUGCUGGCAAGAUAUUUUUGAAAAUGUCAACAAGGCCUGCAGAUAUAACUAUAGGUAAGUGAUAAGAGAAAAAUUACAGAAUACAGUAGCCUUUUAAUCAAAACACAGCAUUGUAGGUGGAGACUGAAAGCCUGUCUUUUUUUUUUUUAAUAGCUGAUGCAGGUAUUCUGCCCAUGCUGCUGUGCUGCUUUCAUUGUUAAAAAUAUUGUUUUUGUUAUUGAAAAUGUUGCUUAAAACUACUUUAGGCUAUGUGUAUGAGCUGUAUAUAAAAUAUAAAUACAUGUAGAUUUUGUGUUUAGACUUUGGGUCCCAUCCCCACGCUAUCUCAUCAUAUUUCAAGAUCAAAAAUAUUUGGAAUCUGUGACACUUCUAGCCCCAAACAUUUCAAAUAAGGGAUACCUAACCUGUAUAACAUUUUAAAAAAGAUUUUAGUAUUCUUACAUAAAAUAUCUUGUUUUUAUUUGAAUUCUUCAUUGUAUAUUUUUUGUAUACAGUUUCCAGAGGGUCGAGUGUGCAAAAUCCAUAAUUUUGUAACCCUCAUUCUUUGUGCAAAUCAGAGGUCAUUUUUAAUGAUGGAUGAUCAUUUUUAGUUGUUUUCUGCCCUUAUUUCAAUUUUACCUUCUCUCAUUCCCUUAUAUAUAGUGUAGUGAAAUCAAAGUGGUUAAUACAUAUUUUCCUUAUGUAAGUCUGACAAGCAAUAUACUUAUUUUUUAAUCUCUAAUGUUAUGCCAAACUUAUUCUCAUUUAUGAUUACUGCAUAUGUAAAAAUGGAAAAAAGUAAGUUGAGUUAGAUGAUUUGAAUGGUUUUUAUGCUUAGCAUAGUUUUGAUUGUGAAAUGCUUCUUGGCUACUAGUUUUUAG